Molecule: messenger RNA, 1060 nt
Organism: Arabidopsis arenosa
Lineage: Eukaryota; Viridiplantae; Streptophyta; Magnoliopsida; Brassicales; Brassicaceae
Source: the annotation of a GenBank genome assembly
ACAUCUCCUGAGUUUCCGUUCUUUGAUAAGUUCUCUAUAUUUGCUAAUUGAUUAUUGAUGCAUAUACGUGGAAAUAUAUUCUCAUUUUCAGUGUAACAGAGAAGAAUGUCGCCGUCAAUGGUAGCUCCGGUGAUGGAAGAAGAGAACAAGAAAUACCAAAAAGGCGUGAAACAUCUUUGUGACAAUGGUCUGACCAAAGUACCAACUAAAUAUAUAUGGCCUGAACCUGACCGACCCAUCUUCACAAAAUCCGACAAGCUCAUCAAACCAAAACAAAACCUAAAGCUUCCCCUCAUAGAUUUCGCUGAGCUCCUUGGACCUAACCGGCCUCAUGUUCUACAAACCAUAGCCGAGGCCUGCAAAACCUACGGCUUCUUCCAGGUUGUGAAUCAUGGGAUGGAGGGAGAUGUGAGCAAGAACAUGAUAGAAGUGUGUAAGAGAUUCUUUGAGCUUCCGUACGAGGAGAGAUCAAAGUACAUGUCGUCGGACAUGUCGGCUCCAGUACGAUACGGCACGAGUUUCAACCAGAUCAAAGACAAUGUAUUUUGUUGGAGAGACUUCUUGAAACUCUAUGCACAUCCUCUCCCUGAAUAUCUUCCUCAUUGGCCUUCUUCUCCUUCCGACUUCAGGAGUUUGGCGGCUACCUACGCUAAAGAGACGAAAGAGAUGUUCGAGAUGAUGGUCAAAGCCAUCUUAGAGAGUCUUGAAAUUGAUGGCGGCGACGAGGCGGCUGAGGAGUUGGAAGAGGGAAGUCAGGUGGUGGUGGUGAACUGCUAUCCGCCGUGUCCAGAGCCGGAGCUGACGCUAGGGAUGCCACCGCACUCAGACUACGGCUUCUUGACGCUUCUCCUUCAAGACGACGUCGAAGGCCUUCAGAUUCUAUACCGUGACGAGUGGGUCACCGUUGAUCCCAUCCCUGGCUCUUUUGUCGUCAACGUCGGUGAUCAUCUUGAGGUAUAUUAAUUAUCAUUUAUCUAUCUACUUUUGUUUACCAAAAUUACUUCAUAGAUUUGAUUUAUAUCUUAAAUUCGAGGGAUAGCAAUGAAAAUAUUCUAAUUAU